AUAUUUAAAGGGUUCUACAACUAAAGUCAGAAUCUAUUUGAAGAAGAUUGUGAAUGAAAGUAUUUGCCUGAAGAAAUGGGUCGUUAGAAAUCUAUACAAUUGCAGAUUUUUUCAGGUAUGGCGUCCAGAGACGUGGAAAGAGAUCGUUUGAUCAAACGCAUUACAGAGAAGAGAGCGAAAUUGGAAGCUCGUGGUGAUCUUAAUAUAAAAAUUCCACGAUUAUCACUGCCAUCAGAUUUUAACAUACAUGACCGAUCGUUAUUUUCUCUACCUCCAGAACUGCUUAAGCCAAUUUUGGCUUCUGCACAUCCAAAAUAUAAAAAGCAGUUUGCAGCCGAAAAGAAAAAAGCGGCUGAACAACAGUCUAGAAUCAAAUCAUACACAUUGUUAAGAAAACAAAGGGAAGAAUACAGAAACAGGCUAGUGAAGUUAAUAGUUGGAACAGAUGCCGACAGGGCAAUGUCCAUCGAUGAUGAAUUGCCAAAUGCAGAAGACAGGGAAAUGUUACGAUACUAUUACUAUAUUAAACACGGUGUAGAUACGGUACAUGUUGCGCCCUUGGAUGAAAAAGUAUUAGUAAGGGUUUUGGCACUAGUACCCAAGAGGUUGUGGAAAUGGGAGAAAACAUUGGAAAUAUCUAUCCAAGAGGUAAAAGAUGAAUUUAUGCUGGCCGUAAAAAAAGCCAUUGUGGAUUUCGUCCUUCAAGAUCCAGCGUUCGUCAAAGCCAUUGGCGAAAACUUGACUCCAGCCAGAAUAGAACUGAAAAGUAUAGGUAAUAGCUUUAGGCCUGCUUUCAAUAAAGCCCAAUUGAAAAUCAGCAGGAAUUUGCACUGUAUUAAUCCGUGUUUAGCAGCUGUAUUAGACAUUUGGGAAAAGGAGUUCAAAGAUCUUCGUCUUCUAGAUAUCGAAGCCCUAAAGAACCACCAAGGGGCUUUCGAGUUGAGCGAGUUCAAAUUUGUAACAAACAAACACAUCGAGACGUGCAAAGAUAAUUUGUUUUCCAAAUACUACUAUGCCGUCACAGACAUUUUUCUUCAAGGCAGUAAGAAGAACAGGUUACCAGAUCCAGGGAAGAAAAAGAAAAUGGAGUCUUUUUAUAACGCGGUCGCCAGUAUCAUGACUUAUCAGCUACAGACUUUAUGUUUUAAUUCGUUAGCUGAUUAUAUGAAGUACAUUUUAGACGUUAGGUAUGCCAAUAAAGGGUUCCAAAUAAAACUACAGCAAAGAGGCAACAGCUUAAUGUUUGAGCCGUCAUUUAAAAGUUUUCGUGACACACUAGUAGCACUCAUUGAUAUAAUGAUUGACGCUGUUGGCGAUGUUCCAAGACUCGAGACGAAAUUGUACUUGGAUUGGGCAGACCAAGAAAGAUACUUAAAGCCCAUAUUUCCAGAAGAACUUGCUUUGCAGUACAAAGCCCAAAUUAGAUACAUGCUUGAUGAACAACGGAUUGGACCCGAACUAAGAGUUCAAGACUUUGAUGAGUUUCUGCCCUUAAUUAACGGAAAAGAUGAGGAGUUUAUAAAUGAAUUUUUAUCACAAAAACACACGUUUGAUGAGUUGGCCAAUGAGAUCCUUAAGUACAAGGCAAUUGUUGAUAAAAUUCCUUUGGCAAACGAACACUAUGUUCGUAUUGAAAUGUACGACAUGAACCGAAACGACUUGAUCAAAGCCUUGGAAGCUUCUGCUCAAAAUUUCAAAGACAUGUUACUUCAAAAAUGCAUUAAAGAUUUGCAGGUACUGUGUAAAAGCAUUGGUGAUGAAUACCAAACUAUAUCCGACAAAGCAUUAGCAAUUCCUGACGAUACUCACGAACUGAUUGCUACAAUUCGGUAUGUAGCUGAUGUACAAGCUAUUACUCUCUUGGACCUGGAGGAUAAGUUAAGAGAUGUCAUGAAUUAUAUUCUAUUUUUGACCGACUAUGUCAUCUUCACCCCAGUAGAAAUGAAAUUGAAUAAUAAUGCGUUUCAAUGGUACUUAUACAUGUCCAAAGUCUUGGAAGAACACCGGCAAAUGGUGGACCAGAAAAUGGAAGAGUUUCAACAACUCCUCGCACAGAAAAUCAAGAAGUUUAAUGAAGAACUGGAAAUAUACGCCAAAAUGGUGGACGAAUUACAGCACAACGGUAACAUUGAAGAUCUUCCGAAGUACCAUAAAAAAGCUACAAAGCUUGACGAAAGACUCAUCACUGCCAUGGAGAAAAUCGAUAGCUUUAAUGAAGAAGAAGCUGCUUUUGGCUUCGAACUUUCGCAGUAUCCCAUGAGAAAACAAAUACACGACAAACUAAGUCCUUAUAAAAAGUUGUACGACAAUUCGGUAGAAUUUUUAAAUAAAUACGACUUGUGGAUGAAGUCCAGAGUAGGCAGUUUUGAUCCAGAUGAAAUUGAGACUGAUGUUGGUACUUAUUAUCGAAACGUUUAUAAGUUAGAAAAGAUCUUUUCGGAGAAACCAGCUACCCUAGAAUUGGCUACUACAGUCAGGGAGCAAAUAGAAGAAUUUAAGGAGCAUAUGCCGAUAAUCCAAACUUUAGGCAAUCCCGGAAUGAAGGAGCGCCAUUGGGAAAAAGUGUCUGAAAUCGUGGGAUUCCCCAUAACCGUAGAUGAAAACCUAACACUGGAGAAAAUUAUCGAUUACGGAUUGGAUGACUAUUACGAGAAAUUCGAAGCCAUAUCUGAGGCAGCUACAAAGGAAAAUAACUUGGAGAAGAAUUUAUCCAAGAUGCUGCACGAAUGGGAAGAUAUUGAGUUUAGUGUUUUGAUGUAUAAAGACACGGGAACAUAUAUUAUCUCAGCUGUGGAUGACAUUCAAGUACUUUUAGAUGACCACAUUGUCAAAACACAGACUAUGAAAAAUUCACCAUACAUCAAACCAUUCGAAAAAGAAACAUUGUAAGUGUAUUUAUAGCCUAAUUUAGCAAACUUUUUCUUGUAGCAAGACCCUGUGUGAUGUUCAAUUGUGCUACACUUCUAUUGAGCAUUAUACUUUUUUAAUGGAACCUUUUGUUAUAUAUUUUCCAAUUAGUUACACCACAAGUUAUAAUUUUUGUUGUAAAUGCCUCACAUAUAUCUUUUAAAACUUUUACAUAAACAAAGAGACUUAUACAAAAUCUUUUU
Messenger RNA from Diabrotica balteata, 3110 nucleotides. The record is from the annotation of a GenBank genome assembly. NCBI's taxonomy places the organism in Eukaryota, Metazoa, Arthropoda, Insecta, Coleoptera, Chrysomelidae.